Messenger RNA from Charadrius vociferus (killdeer), 1279 nucleotides. RefSeq names its product zinc finger, DHHC-type containing 2 (gene ZDHHC2). Gene Ontology annotation, cellular component: Golgi apparatus; endoplasmic reticulum. The coding region runs from base 1 to 1041 and encodes 346 amino acids. The record is from RefSeq and is a predicted model, not a curated record. The transcript is spliced from 13 exons. Lineage: Eukaryota; Metazoa; Chordata; Aves; Charadriiformes; Charadriidae. Gene Ontology annotation, biological process: protein targeting to membrane; peptidyl-L-cysteine S-palmitoylation. Gene Ontology annotation, molecular function: protein-cysteine S-palmitoyltransferase activity.
AUGAGCAUGGCCGGCCUCUGCGGCCUCUUGCGCCCUGUGACACGGCAGCCUGCAAUGUCUGUUGUUCGCUUGACAAUGACAAAUAUUGGAGAAAAAGUUGUGUGCCUGGUUGCUUACCACAUAUUUUUCAUGCUGUUCGUCUGGUCAUAUUGGAAAACAAUCUUUACGCUACCAAUGAAUCCUUCAAAAGAAUUUCAUCUAUCAUAUUCAGACAAGGAAUCCCUAGAGAGGGAGCCUAGAGGUGAAUCUCAGCAAGAAGUCUUAAGACGGGCAGCCAAGGAUCUUCCUAUCUAUACACGGACAAUGUCUGGAGCAAUCAGAUACUGUGACAGAUGCCACCUUGUAAAACCAGAUCGUUGCCAUCACUGUUCUGUAUGCGACAAGUGCAUUUUGAAAAUGGAUCAUCACUGCCCUUGGGUGAACAACUGUGUAGGAUUCUCCAAUUACAAAUUUUUUCUUCUCUUCUUGGCUUACUCUCUGCUGUAUUGCCUUUUCAUUGCUGCAACGGAUUUACAGUAUUUUAUCAAAUUUUGGACAAAUGGCCUUCCUGAUACUCAGGCCAAGUUCCACAUCAUGUUUUUAUUCUUUGCUGCGGCUAUGUUUUCUGUCAGUCUGUCUUCUCUCUUUGGGUAUCACUGUUGGCUUGUCAGCAAGAAUAAGUCUACGUUAGAGGUAUUCAGAGCUCCCAUAUUUCGUCAUAGAACAGACAAGAAUGGCUUUAGCUUGGGCUUCAGCAAAAACCUAAGGCAGGUGUUUGGUGAUGAGAAGAAAUACUGGUUGCUGCCUGUGUUUUCAAGCCUAGGGGAUGGUUGCUCCUUCCCAACCUGCCUUGUUAAUCAGGAUCCUGAGCAAGCUUCCACACCUGGUGCUCUUAAUUCAACGUCCAAAAAUGAGACCCACCUGUUUCCUGCAAAGCCGUUGCGCGAUUCCCAGAGCCACCUUCUUACGGAUACACCAUCUUGGUCAGAAACUAGUGAAAAGGCUGAAAAGGGCAAAGUUGGUAUGAGCAAUCCUGCGUUAACCAUGGAAAAUGAAACCUAGUUUCCCCUAAAAGAAACAUCUGAAUACAUAAGGAAAGUUCAAGAAAAAGCUGUUGUCGGAAGGAAGAUGCAUUCUUCCAAAUAUCAGCCCUGUUGGCCAGCUGCUCCUGUCUGCUCCUGUGUGGAUGUGCUCAGAAAACAAACUUGACAGAUGAUUAUCUGUCUCCAUGUCACUGCUUGAAACACAAAACCAAACAUACUACUUCUGAACCAUAUAAAGAAUGUUUCAACUUAAAAUU